Messenger RNA from Cornus florida, 1431 nucleotides. RefSeq names its product beta-amyrin 6-beta-monooxygenase-like. NCBI's taxonomy places the organism in Eukaryota, Viridiplantae, Streptophyta, Magnoliopsida, Cornales, Cornaceae. Gene Ontology annotation, biological process: sterol metabolic process. Gene Ontology annotation, molecular function: monooxygenase activity; heme binding; oxidoreductase activity, acting on paired donors, with incorporation or reduction of molecular oxygen. Bases 1 to 1431 code for a protein of 476 amino acids. The transcript has 3 exons. The record is from RefSeq and is a predicted model, not a curated record.
AUGGAUGCCAUCUUCUCAUAUCUUCUGCCCCUUGUAGCCCUCUUUCUCUCUCUUUCUCUCAUUUUCCGCGCUAACAAACGUGAUUCAGGCAACUUAAAACUCCCACCAGGCAAAACUGGAUGGCCUUUGGUUGGAGAGAGUAUAAUUUUCGCCUUGGCAGGCCCCGAAAGAUUCAUAAGUGAGAGAAUGAGGAAGCACUCUCCUGAUGUUUUCCAAACCUCCUUGUUGGGAGAGAAAAUGGCAGUGUUCUGUGGCGCCCCGGGGAACAAGUUCUUGUUCUCCAAUGAGAAAAAGCUUCUCACCUCGUGGUGGCCGAAGUCCAUGAAGAAAGCUUUGCUCUUCCCUGAAUUCGUUGACGAUUCUCUAAAAGAAGUAGCAGCAUUGUCGCACGGUUUUCUCCACGAAAUCCUAAAGCCGGAAGCAUUGAAACAGUACAUACCGGUUAUGGAUUCAAUGGCGCGCCAACACUUGGACGAGGAAUGGAUUCCUAACGGAGAAGUGAAGGUCUUUCCUGUGUCGAAGAAGUAUACUUUUGCAUUGGCGUGUGAAUUGUUCAUGAGCAUCAAUGAUCCUAAACACAUUGAAAGGCUGGCCAAUCCCUUCACUCUUGUUACAUCCGGGAUGUUCUCGGUGCCUAUAGAUUUGCCCGGGACAGCUUACAAUGGUGCGAUCAGAGGAGGGAAAAUGGUCCGUGAGGAGCUUCUAUCGAUCAUCAGGCAAAGAAGAAAGGAGCUAUUAGAGAUUAAGGAGACAAAAUACCAUGAUAUGUUGUCGCGGAUGCUACUCGAGACAGAUGAAAAUGGCGAGUUAUUGAAUGAAAUGACGAUUUCAAACAACAUUAUUGGUAUGCUAGUUGCAAGCUAUGAAACAACUAGCACUGCUGUCACCUUUGUCUUGAACUAUCUUGCAGAGCUUCCACACAUUUACGAAGCGGUUUUCAAAGAACAAAUGGAGAUUGCAAAGUCCAAAGGUCCAGGAGAGUUGCUAAAAUGGGAAGACAUAGAGAAGAUGAAGUAUUCUUGGAAUGUUGCAAGAGAAGCAUUGAGACUAAUGCCACCAGGUCAAGGAGCCUUUAGGGAGGCCACAACUGAUUUCACAUACGCGGGUUUCACUAUUCCCAAGGGAUGGAAGACAUUUUGGACAGUACAUUCAACACACAGGAAUCCAAAGUACUUCCCAAAUCCAGAAAAAUUCGAUCCAUCAAGAUUUGAUGGGAGCGGACCUGCACCGUACACUUUUGUACCCUUUGGAGGAGGACCAAGAAUGUGCCCCGGGAAAGAGUACGCUCGACUAGAAGUACUGGUUUUCAUGCAUAAUGUAGUGACAAGAUUCAAAUUGGAGAAAGCAAUUGCAAAUGAGAAAGUAAUAUAUCAUUCAUCCCCGACUCCGAUGAGCGGUGUCCCAGUUCGCCUUUAUCCUCAUGAGAAAUAA